CAGCAGCGCCACUGUGUCCGCACCGCUCACCUCUUCACCCUGGAGACGGUCAAACUCGCGCGCAAAGCAGCCAAACGCGGCUGAAUUUGGCAUCUACUGAAAUCCGUAUAACCCCCCUAACGAUAUCGAGGUAGAGAGAAAUUAUAAAAUCAUGAAAAUGUCAACGACAAAAGGGAAAACCCAAGCCGCAACAGCUAGCAUCCUGGCUAGCUCCCGUGACAGCUGGCGCACGUCACGUCAACAUCGAAGGACCCCAAAAACAAGCAGUCACGGGGCACCUUUUCUAACGCGCACCGGAAGUAAACACGAAAUAAGUCGCCGCCGAGUGAGAGCAGCUCGCAGGAAAACAGUGUCUCGUGUAUCAGAAAUGGACCGCUUCGCGUGGUCAAAUGGUCUUCUGGAAAUAAAUGAAACCCUGGUGGUCCAGCAACGAGGGGUCCGGUUAUAUGACGGCGACGAUAAGGCGAAGCUGGACCUCGGUGUCGCCCUGCUGAGCACCCACAGGCUCAUCUGGAGGGACAGCAAAAACCACGAAUGCUGCAUGGCCAUGCCCCUGUCUCAGAUCAUCUUCUUCGAAGAGCAGGCUGCUGGAAUUGGAAAAAGUGCAAAAAUAGUGAUCCAUCUUCACCCACCGCCACCCAACAAGGAGCCCGGCCCGUACCAACAGAGCAAAUACUCCUUCAUCAAACUCUCCUUUAAAGAACACGGACAGAUCGAGUUCCACAGGAGACUCACAGAAGAGAUGACCCAGAAGCGAUGGGAGCACACUGCGGUUCUGCAGACCCUUCCUGCAGCCGCUGGAGCUCAGACAGGAAAGUCUCGAGCGGUGGGCAUCGUUGGCAUCGAGAGGAAGAUCGAAGAGAGGAGGAAAGAAACGGACAAAAACAUUUCUGAGGCGUUUGAAGACCUGAGUAAGCUGAUGGUCAAGGCCAAAGAAAUGGUGGAGCUGUCCAAGUCCAUAGCCAGCAAGAUCAAAGACAAGCAGGGGGACAUCAGUGAGGAUGAGACCGUCCGCUUCAAGUCCUACCUGCUCAGCAUGGGCAUCGCCAACCCCGUCACCAGAGAGACUCACGGCUCGGGAACCCACUACCACCUGCAGCUGGCCAGGCAGCUGGGCUCCAUGCUGCAGGCUCCUCUGGAGGAGCGAGGAGGCAUGAUGGCGCUCACCGAGGUCUACUGCCUGGUCAACCGCGCCCGCGGGAUGGAGCUUUUAUCUCCGGAGGAUUUGUUGAACGCCUGCAAGAUGUUUGAGUCUCUGAAGCUCCCUCUGAGGCUGCGUGUGUUCGACAGUGGCGUGAUGGUGGUCCAGCUGCAGUCUCACAGCGAGGAGGAAAUGAUCGCCUCGGCCCUGGACAACGUGCAAGAGAAGGGCUUGACUGCGGAGGAGUUCGCCAAACUCCUGGGCCUCUCUGUUCUCCUGUCUAAAGAGCGGCUGCUGCUGGCUGAGAAGAUGGGUCACCUCUGUCGGGACGACUCCGUCGAGGGUUUGAGGUUCUACCCCAAUCGCUUCCAGUCCCUGUGACUCCCGCCUCGUCACGUGACCCGGACCACACGUCAGGUCCAAGCUCAGCGUCUCCUGGUCCCAGUUUGUACAUGCACCUUUCUCAGACGUUUGAAAAGAAAAGCAAGCGAACAGAGGACAGGUGUCCUGGCCAAGAAGGUCUCCAUCAGUGAGCAGCUCAGGCUGGAGUCUCCACGGACCCUGAUGCUCGCUGAUGAUCUGGAGAUCUGCAGCGAGAUGGGAUGGAGACGUCUGACUGUCACCAGGACUUGACUCUGCAA
This is a messenger RNA of Synchiropus splendidus (mandarinfish), 1782 nucleotides long. It is a transcript of the gene vps36, whose product is annotated as vacuolar protein sorting 36 homolog. Gene Ontology annotation, biological process: protein transport to vacuole involved in ubiquitin-dependent protein catabolic process via the multivesicular body sorting pathway. NCBI's taxonomy places the organism in Eukaryota, Metazoa, Chordata, Actinopteri, Syngnathiformes, Callionymidae. Gene Ontology annotation, cellular component: ESCRT II complex; late endosome membrane. Gene Ontology annotation, molecular function: phosphatidylinositol-3-phosphate binding; ubiquitin binding. Bases 152 to 1522 code for a protein of 456 amino acids. The transcript is spliced from 15 exons. The record is from RefSeq and is a predicted model, not a curated record.